AGGAUCCCAAUCCCAACUUCAAGUGCCUAUCAAGGUUAAUAAUACAAGCUAAUCUAAGGAGGGGGAGCGGAAAAAAAAAAACCCAGUAAAAAGAAAGUGUACGCAGUGUGGGAUUUUCUCAAUCAUAAACCCAAUCUAUUAACACGAUACGCAACAACCUUCUGGUGGUGCGUCAUACAAAAUCGAGUUGGUCACCGGCUCCCUCGUCCGACACGAGCGAGCGCGCGCGGGAUGGCGACAUCCCACACGUGGGAGUUCGUACGGAGCGUGCUCGCGCGCGUUGGCCUCGCCCUUAAAAACACGGACGCCGAGGUUUAUCUCCGCAGGUGGCUGAAAAAAAAAUUAGGAGGAAAAGAAGAGAGAAAAAAAAAAAGGUGGGGGAGAAAAUGGUUUUGGGGGAGGUUAGGGUUUUGAGACCGCUGGUCCACCUCCUGAUCCCGCUCUGCAUACAUUGGAUCGCGGAGGAGAUGACCGUCUCUGUGCUCGUCGACGUCACCACUCGUGCUCUCUGCCCCGGCCAAGCGCCUUGCGCUGAGGCGAUUUAUCUCACCGGGCUCCAGCAGACGGUUGUUGGAGUUUUUAAAAUGGUGGUGCUUCCUGUAUUGGGUCAGCUUGCUGAUGAUUAUGGGCGUAAACCGUUGCUUCUUAUUACUAUUUCAACUUCCAUUGUCCCCUUUGCUGUACUUGCUUGGAACGAGUCAAGAGCUUUUGUGUAUGCGUACUUUGUUCUUCGUACAAUUUCACAAAUCAUCAGUCAAGGAAGCAUAUUCUGCAUUUCAGUUGCUUAUGCGGCAGAUGUGGUGGAAAGCAGUAAAAGGGCUUCAGCAUUUGGAUGGAUAACUGGACUUUUCUCUGCUUCGCAUGUGCUGGGAAAUGUCUUAGCACGGUUUCUUCCAGAAGGAUGGAUAUUCGAGGUGUCAAUAACUUUGUUAGCCUGUUCCAUCCUUUACCUGAAAAUUUUCCUAGUGGAGACCAUCAGUAAAGUUGCGAGGCCACAUCAACAUGUUCCAUGCUCAACCACGGCUCUCAGGGUCAUUCAGGAAAGGUGGAACUCAAUGAAAGGCACUAUUGUUGUUGUCGCUACUAGCGGAAUACUUACGCGCAUCUCACUCAUUUCCUUCUUCUAUGAGUUAGGCAUGUCUGGCAUAAACAGUAUAUUACUGUACUAUCUGAAAUCAGCUUUUGGAUUUGAUAAAAAUCAGUUCUCAGAAAUUCUGAUUAUGGUCGGCGUUGGCUCCAUAUUUUCUCAGAUUUUGUUGCUUCCACUUAUCAAUCCGUGUGUUGGAGAAAAAGGAGUACUGUGCAUAGCUUUGAUUUCUUCAAUUGCUGAUGCAGUACUUUAUGGUUUGGCUUGGGCACCAUGGGUUCCUUACCUCAGUGCAUCAUUUGGUGUCGUUAAUGUUCUUGUGAAACCAUCUACUUAUGCUAUCGUAUCGAAGGCUGCAAUUGCUACUGAUCAGGGAAAGGCACAGGGAUUUAUUGCCGGUGUGCAGGCGGUUGCCAGCUUGUUAUCGCCUCUUGUGAUGAGUCCAUUGACAUCUCUCUUUAUAUCGAGCGAGGCUCCAUUUAACUGCAAAGGUUUCAGCAUACUCGUGGCAUCUAUCUCCCUGGCUAUUGCUCUAGUGUAUGCUUGCCAGCUAGAUACAGGGAAUAGAGACAGAAGUGCAACUCGUGACAACUCAUCACCUGAAUCUAUUGAAGCGCCCCUUCUCAUAGAAAGCAUUGGGUAGAGCCUUUGAUCUCUAGCUGCUGAUUGACAACCAAGAUACGGUACAAAAGCACGCUCAAUGGCUUUAUUGUCACGGCAAAUCUCCUUAACAGUCUUUUCCCCUCGUAUGCAAAGCUGUGUUGUGCUGUUAUUAUUAGGAUGAGUUUUGCUAUGGGGGAUCCCGACUAAAUUUACAGCGCACCGGUAGAUUUCGCUGUAAGCGGGGGAGCUGAUAGUAUUUGCACAGCGUCAUGCAACCCUAGCUCCGGUUGUUGUUUGUACACUUUCGAUCCGAAAGUUGAGAGCAACUUCUCUUUAGAAGUUGGCCAGAAUUUUCUUUUUGCCUCUAUACGUGAAUGUAUCUGUUGUUCCGACUACUAUGUCUAACCGCUGCAUUUAGAGAUGCGAUUUAAGACCU
This is a messenger RNA of Asparagus officinalis (garden asparagus), 2126 nucleotides long. Its product is annotated as hippocampus abundant transcript-like protein 1. The coding region runs from base 387 to 1730 and encodes 447 amino acids. Gene Ontology annotation, molecular function: transmembrane transporter activity. NCBI's taxonomy places the organism in Eukaryota, Viridiplantae, Streptophyta, Magnoliopsida, Asparagales, Asparagaceae. The transcript is spliced from 14 exons. Gene Ontology annotation, biological process: transmembrane transport. The record is from RefSeq and is a predicted model, not a curated record.